GAAGUCAAAUGGCAUGGAAACCAAAGUAGAAGCAGGAAAUUGCCAGAAGUGAAUGUUGUGAUUUUUUCAGAAGCUCGAGCAAUAUAUGUAAUUUAUCAACUGGUGCACAGAAAAUCGAGUUAUGCACAAAAAUUAGAGAGAUCAGUAGGGGAGAGAUUUGAGAUAUGACAAGCAUUGCAUCGGUAACGCCAGAAUCGCCAAACUCGGAUUCAGCAUAACAAUGCGUCGGAGAACUAUGGAUUUGAUUUGGGGGCUUGAGUUGCGAACAGAGGUGGCAAGCGGUGGCUUUCCACCGGAGGUACCGGUGGGUGUGGCACUACAGUGACGAUGGAAGUGUCGCGGCUACGGCGGCAGCGGCAGCGGCGGCUCAAGGCUCUGACAUCAAUCGUUUACGUAGGAGAAACGUCCAGCGCAAAAGGCAAGAGGCUGAUAAAGCUACUACAAGGUCAUCUAGCAAUUCAGAAGACGAGAAUAAAUUCUAUCAUAAGGCAUUCGUGUGCUGAUAUUGCUCAAUUACUCCAAAAUGGCCACCAUAAACUAGCUGUACGUAGGGUUGGGCUGCUCUACAGGGACCAGUGCAGGUUAUCUGCUUAUGAUCAACUGGAAGAGUACUGUGAAUGCAUCCUCGCGAGCAUUCAAAAUAUUAGCAAAGACAGCUUGGCUGCUGAUGCUAGUGAAGCAGUAUCCAGUCUGAUAUUUGCUGCAUCAAGAUGUGGGGAGCUGCCGAUGCUAAAUUCCAUACGAAAUCUGUUCAGAAAGCAUUUUGGCUGCGCGUUUGUCACAGCCAACGUUGAACUACUACCUGGAAAUCUCGUGAAUCGUCAAAUAAAGCAGAGACUCUGUGUAAAAUCAGCACCAAAUUCUGUGAAGCUGAAGCUUAUCAGAGAAAUAACCAGAUACUACACUCAAGAUGAUCAUGAGAAAGAUGGGGUUGGGCAGGAAGAUGAGUUCUUGAAUUUGGACAUUUACAGUAUUUGCAACAAUGACAAUUUUGAAGAAAAUGAAAUGGCAUCAAGUCUGAUAUUUGCUGCCUCAAGACGUGAAGAGUUACAGAAACUGCCUUUGCUGCAAAAUCUAUUUGAAGAACUUUUCGGUUUUGAAUUUCUAAGGCACGACAUUGAGUUACUGCCUGGAAAUCAUGUGGAGAGUCAGAUAAAGAAUGAUUUAUGCAUCAAUUUGGUACCUAUUGAAGCGAAGCUGAAACUGGAUCAUGAAAUGGCUGGAAAUCAUAAGGAUUUUCUUCACCGUAAAAGGGAGUUCGAGUAUGAGGAGGAGAAAUUUCAUGACUUCAGAAUUGAAGAUGAAUGCAAAGGCGAUGCUGGAGAUAAUGUACAAGUUAAAGGAUCCAAUGAGAUGCCAAGAAAACAUUAUUCACAGUACCGUUCUUCAUCAGAUUCUGAGAAAUUGGUGGUACCAUCUGAGUCUUAUAUAGCUGCAGCUGGAAUGGAAAAUCAGGAAGAACUUUCUGUUGGGACUAGAGCAUGUUAUGUCCAUGAAACUAGUUUGGAUUAUCAUUGUCUCCAAAUGAAUGCAUCUGCAGUUGGGAUGGAACAUAACAGACAAUCUUCUGUUGGGGGGUCUACCGCACAUGAUGUCCCUGAGAUUCGUGAGAUAGGUUGUGUUCUCCAAAAUGGGCGCAUAAGGUUUGCGAGUAGUGAAUCAAAGAAGCAUAAGGGGAAGAGAAGACUGAAAAGAGUAAAGAGUCCCACAAUGCAACUUUGUGGGCAAGGCACACCUCCUUCCCAAAGCGAGAUGGCCCUGGCGUAUGAUAUGUUUAAUAGCAGAUCUCCUUCUCCAAGCCAGAUGGCCCUGGAGUAUGCAAUGUAUUACGGAAAGCAAUCCCUAUAGAAAGGAGAAAGACUUAAGCUGAAAAUCAGUUUCCAGGGGCAGAACAAAUGAAUUCUGAUAUCCGGAAGAACUGCUCGAGCUCACUGACUCUUUCCGGAGACUACUGUUUAGUUCCCCCAUUCCCCAUAUUAUAGCAUAAUGUAGUAGUUAUAUUAGUUCUAUUAGUUGUUUUUCAUUCUGUUUUUCUGUUUCUUCUGUUUUCUUUCUUUUCCAGCUUCUUCCUCUGGUCAUAUAUACAGAGGCUUCGGUUUGUAAUAUGGUAAGAGAGGAAUAUAACCGAAAGUUGCUUUCUCCUUGUUCGAA
This is a messenger RNA of Malania oleifera, 2151 nucleotides long. RefSeq lists its product as uncharacterized. Gene Ontology annotation, biological process: protein transport. The record is from RefSeq and is a predicted model, not a curated record. Bases 328 to 1848 code for a protein of 506 amino acids. Lineage: Eukaryota; Viridiplantae; Streptophyta; Magnoliopsida; Santalales; Ximeniaceae. The transcript has 8 exons.